Messenger RNA from Ornithodoros turicata, 1035 nucleotides. RefSeq names its product putative nuclease HARBI1. The coding region runs from base 1 to 1035 and encodes 344 amino acids. NCBI's taxonomy places the organism in Eukaryota, Metazoa, Arthropoda, Arachnida, Ixodida, Argasidae. The transcript is spliced from 2 exons. The record is from RefSeq and is a predicted model, not a curated record.
AUGGAAUACUUUGACGAAGAUUUGGAGGAUCUGCACUUGAGUCUCUGCGUUCAAUCUUCAAGGCAUUACAUGAGGGAUAGCACUGACCAUUUCACGUUCCUGACUGACGUACAGUUUCACAACAGGUUCCGUCUGACAAAACAUACAGUGUACUCUCUUCUUGUGGAGAUUGAAAGACACCUUGAGUACAACUCAGACAGGAACUUCUCCAUACCUCCCAUAAACCAAUUCCUAACAUGCCUUCGUUUUUUUGCAAGUGGUACUUUUCAAAUUGUGGUAGGAGACACUGCCGACAUGAGCAAGUCAACUGUCUGCAGGAUAAUUAAGCGAGUGUCACAUGCCCUUGCUUCUUUGUCUCCCAUGCACAUAAAGUUUCCAACAACAGAAGAAGAGCAAAAGGAGACAAAACUAAAAUUUUAUCAAAUCACCAGUUUUCCAGGAGUCAUUGGGGCAAUUGACUGCACCCAUGUGGCAAUACAGUCGCCAGGAGGGGAUACAGCUGAGCUCUUUCGAAACCGAAAGGGUUACUUUUCAAUCAAUGUUCAAUGCGUUUGCAACGCGGACCUAUGUAUUACUGACAUUGUUGCUAGGUGGCCUGGUGCCACGCAUGACGCUACUAUUUUUGACAGCUCAAGAAUACGGGGCUCUAACUCUGGAUACCCUUGCAGACCUUACCUGCUGACCCCUUUGGCAGCACCUAACUCCUCUGCAGAAAAGAAGUACCAAGAAAAGCAUAUUGUUACCAGGAACACAGUGGAGAGAAUGUUUGGUGUUUGGAAGCGCAGGUUCCCUGUGUUCAAAAUGGGCCUUCGUUUGAAGCUUGACACGGCAAUGAAGGUGAUAAUUAGCACAGCAGUGCUGCAGAAUAUUGCACAACAAAAACAUGAGCAUGUGCCAGAGAGCUGUGAACUAGUCGCUGAACAUGAGCCAGUUGACGUCGUGUGGGCGGGCACUUCUGAACCGGGAGCCACGAGCACAAGAGCACAGAUAAUUGCUAGCUUUGCAACACGUAACGUCAUCCAGCACCAAUCCUAA